CCAGCAGCUGCGGGGGAGUUUCCUGCCGGCGCGGCUGGAGUCUGUGUUUCUCAGUGUCCGCUGGCUGGAAGAUGCUCCAGAGAGACGAGGCUGAGGCGGAGGAGGUGGCGGCGGCCGAAUCGGCAGCGGCGCUAGGGUGGAGAGAAGGCGGCAGCGGCAGCGGCGGCGGCGGCUUGAGGAGCCGGGCGGUGUAAACAGCCCCGGCCGAGGCGGUGGCCGAGACCCCGAGGACGAAGCGACGGCCGAGGCAGGGUCGCGCCUCGGUCGGAAACCUGGGCUGAGUGGCCUCGGUUGGGGGUGGGAGGGCUCCGCGGCGGGCGCCGAGCGAGAAGCCCUUAGACUUGGCCUCCGUCCCUCGCCCCAGAUUCAAUAUUAAACAUGGGUGCAUUUUUGGAUAAACCCAAAACUGAAAAACAUAAUGCUCACGGUGCUGGAAAUGGUUUACGCUACGGCCUGAGCAGCAUGCAAGGAUGGAGAGUGGAGAUGGAAGACGCACACACAGCUGUUGUGGGGAUUCCUCACGGCUUAGAAGACUGGUCAUUUUUUGCAGUGUAUGAUGGUCAUGCUGGAUCCCGAGUGGCAAACUACUGCUCCACACAUUUGUUAGAACACAUAACUACCAACGAAGACUUUAGGGCAGCUGGAAAAUCAGGAUCUGCUCUUGAGCCUUCAGUGGAAAAUGUCAAGAAUGGUAUCCGAACUGGCUUUUUGAAAAUUGAUGAAUAUAUGCGUAACUUUUCAGACCUCAGAAACGGGAUGGACAGGAGCGGUUCUACUGCAGUGGGAGUUAUGAUUUCACCUAAGCAUAUUUACUUUAUCAACUGUGGCGAUUCACGUGCUGUUCUCUAUAGGAAUGGACAAGUCUGCUUUUCUACCCAGGAUCACAAACCAUGUAAUCCAAGGGAAAAGGAGCGGAUUCAAAAUGCAGGAGGCAGUGUAAUGAUACAGCGUGUUAAUGGUUCAUUAGCAGUGUCUCGUGCUCUGGGGGACUAUGAUUACAAGUGUGUUGACGGCAAGGGCCCAACAGAACAGCUUGUUUCUCCAGAGCCUGAGGUUUAUGAAAUGUUAAGAGCAGAAGAGGAUGAAUUUAUCAUCUUGGCUUGUGAUGGGAUCUGGGAUGUUAUGAGUAAUGAGGAACUCUGUGAAUUUGUUAAAUCUAGGCUUGAGGUAUCUGAUGACCUGGAAAAUGUGUGCAAUUGGGUAGUGGACACUUGUUUACAUAAGGGAAGUCGAGAUAACAUGAGUAUUGUACUAGUUUGCUUUUCAAAUGCCCCCAAGGUCUCGGAUGAAGCAGUGAAGAAAGAUUCAGAAUUGGAUAAACACUUGGAAUCACGGGUUGUAGAAAUUAUGGAGAAAUCUGGUGAGGAAGGAACGCCUGAUCUUGCCCAUGUCAUGCGCAUCUUGUCUGCAGAAAAUAUCCCAAAUUUGCCUCCUGGAGGAGGUCUUGCUGGCAAACGCAAUGUUAUUGAAGCUGUUUAUAGUAGACUGAAUCCACAUAGAGAAAGUGAUGGGGGUGCUGGAGAUCUAGAAGACCCAUGUUUCAUCAACCUUCAGUUGCAUAUACAGACAAUUUUUUCACAUUAUGAAUGGCAGUCUUGGGCACAUCCUUUUGUAAGCCUGCUGAAUGCUCUGGUGAGGAGGCAGUGACUGGCACCCUAUCAAGAACCCAGAACUACAAGGGAAAAAAAAGGUUUUUUUGUGGGGUUUUGUCUUGUUUUUAUUUUUUGUAAGCCUGAGAAACCUAAUAUUAUAUAAUUAUAGUGUUUAUAAUGCUGUUAACCUUUACUCUUACAGUCCAUUAGUGGAGGCAGAGAAUAACUGUCAGUGUGCCUUCAGUAUGUGCUUUCCUCAGUUUGUGUGAUAAACACCUGUGGCUUCCUGGCAGCGUUUCUGGUUUAUUCCAGGGUAUCCCAUGGUAAAAGGUGGCUUUGAUCUGCCAUCAUUGUGUACCCUAAAAGCACCAUUUAUCAUAAGUUACUGGAUGUCUAAACAUUUGUAAGACUGUUGGAACUCCAAUUUUUAUGAUUCCCGGAUCUCUUCUGAAAUAAAGGAGUGUUUAUGAUUAAUACGAAAGAAACCAAGUUGGGAACUAGGGUGUUUUUCAUGAAUAUAAUUUUUAAUGCCUUUUAAAUUAGAACCUUUUGGACUUAAUUUAUGUGACUUCCAAGGCCUCUAUUUAAGAAUAUAGAAAAUAAUAAAUUAUUGGUCAGGCAAGGAAGUAGUACUAAUAUUUUCCUCUUAGGUAUUCUAGUGGAGAGAAAUUAACACUUUCAGACAACAGUGCUUCCUCUAGGCAAACUAACCUCAUAAUUUUUACCACUUUUAAAUUGGUUUGCUUUCUGAUUAGAGAGUAGCAAAAAGCUCACUGUACAAUAUGCAUAAUAUUUUAAGAUCAUCUGUUCCACUCAAAAUGUAAGAGGAUUGUUAAGAAAAGAAGGAACAUGUUUUUGAUCCUUGAUUCUAAUUGUGUAUACGAAGGAUCAUUUUUGUUUUUUCAGGGAGAACUGCUGUAAAUGUUUAGCUCAUGAUACAACAAACACCUUUGAAGGCCAGUAAAUACUGCUUUUAAGGAAACCAUGCUGCUGCUUGUUUUGGAGUUUUGGAUAAUUUUCUUAUACUGUUAGAAGAUACAGCAAGUUUCUUAAAGGUGAUGGUUUAACCUGAGAGUGAAUGUUGAAAUAGACCUACUGGAAUCAAAAUUGUGGCAGUUACACUUGGAACUGCUUUAUAGUGUAUUAUGUUUUAGUACACUAUACCUUUAAGACAUAAUUGGAGUUGGCCAGAAUUGGAUUUUUCCUGCACAUUAUAGGAAAUGUGCCUACACUUAUUUUCAUGGCUUUUGAUUUUUUCAUGAGCUGGAAGUUAAGGUGGAGUAUUUCUGUAAUCGUGUGAGGGUGCACUACUCAAUGCUUGUGAAAUCUUUACUAUCAGAAAAAAAAUUGCUGAACUAAAUUACAUGUUUUAACCUUGGUUCACAUUGAAGGCACAACGUUCAGCUGCUGUACAUUUAAAGGGGGAAAAGACUAGCUGCUGAUGCCUACUGUGCAUGAUUAGUAGUUUUACAUCCCCAGCAGUUUUGACAUACGCUACAAAGGUUUGUCAUUUUUAUGUCCUUCAAGUGUAGAACAAUAAAUUUGACAGCUGGAUAGAUUUGUAUAUAUGGGAUUUCAGAAUUGGAAAAAAAAAAAACGUGAAUGCCAGGUGGCCUUUGAGAAAACCACUAUGUUUGGCAGGCUUUACCUGUCGCGUCUGUCUUCUGCCCGUGAGAUUAGCUCUUCAGCCAAAGCUGUGAUGGUCACAGCCACGAUCUUUUCUUCCAGGCUUCAGUCUGUUUUGUGACUUCAGAUGUGCUUGCUUUCCAGGACACUUCUCCAAACGUGUGCACUUGUUUCUUUUUUUUUUUUUUUUUUUUUGUAUUUUCUUAAAGUCUAUAAUCCUGAAUGAGCACUUAUUAGUAGUGGAACUGUCUUAUUUUUUAUUCUUUCUAAUACUGUCCUGUUCUUUACCACUCAGAUACUGGACUGGCUUUUCUAAUGCAGUUUAAUUCCCUGGGAUGUCAUUUUUUUUCUUUUUUUACUCUUUUUAAGUUGGUGUUUUGCCAGGACCUUUAUUCCUAGUAAAGUAAGUUUCUAUUAAAUUAACCUUUUGAGUUGACGUUGGAUUCAUGUAAAAUGUAUAAGGUAUUCCAGUCAUACCUAAAUUAGCUAGAUUAGCCUCCUCUGUUUCAUGAAAUAGGUCUGAUGACUGAGAUUCUUGAAAUUCCCCUUAAUAGUAUGAUGGCAGGUUAGCCCGUUAAUCAAUACUUUGUACAAACUCCUGCAAUAAAUUGAUCCAACUGUCAGCUCUCCCCUUAGGCUUUCUCUAAGGAUUGCAUAGGGUUUCACGUUGUCUGCUGAAAUCUUGUGUAUGACACUGCUUACUUUUACCCUGUUCCUACAGGUCCGUACAAAUUUUGGGUUUUGUUGUUGUUCUUUAUGGUGCCUCUUGCAGUAUUUAUGUGAUUUUGAAAUGGUAAACGUGUCAGAUUUUUGCUCCAGCUGGUGGUUUUUAAACAUUUUCAGAUACAUCUUUUUAAUCAGAUGUGUAUUUUAUACUUUAUGAGGUUUUGUUUUAUUUAUUUUAAGAACUUCAGAUUUUUAAAAAUCAGCACUGUAACUUGAUCUGCAAUCUAAGCUUCGAAUGCAAACAUGCAGGUUGCCCAGAAUAGAACAACGCCACUCAUCUGGGACUCCUAUCCUGCAAGUGGCACAGGAAAGUGUUAUUUUUCUAACUAAACUGUAUAGUCAUACUGCUAUACAUAUCAGGUGGAAGUAAAGCAACUUGGGAAAGGGAUGAUUUUAAAGGAGUAGUUUUUUCUAAUUUAGCGCAGAAGGAAUGUAGGCUAGUAACUGACAGCAACCCUGGAGUCUCAAAUUGCCCUGGGAAAGGGGAUAGUGUAGGUUUUGCUUUUUAUUUAUUUUUUUUUUCCACAUUGUUUCCUACCUGUUUUAUAUCUUGCUUUAUCUUAAAAACUAAAAAAAAAAAAAAAAAAAAAAAAACUUUUAAAAGGAAAAACAACAAAAGCCACAGGUGGCACCUUAGGAUUGUGUCCUGGUUGAUCUAGCUUUGGUUCACAGCACUUAUGCGGACUUGUCAGAACUCAGGGUUCCCUUGACUUCCUCAGUCCCCUGGGCAAGAAACUGGAAAGGAAGGGAAUGUCCCAGAUGUUAACAGCUUUGUACAUUUCUUCAGAUGUACGUGUUAUAUACACAAAGUGUAUGUGUGCCUGUAUAUGAGUGUAUAUGGUAUAUUUCAAUAAAAUUUUGAGAAAAA
Messenger RNA from Ochotona curzoniae (black-lipped pika), 4812 nucleotides. RefSeq names its product protein phosphatase, Mg2+/Mn2+ dependent 1B (gene PPM1B). Lineage: Eukaryota; Metazoa; Chordata; Mammalia; Lagomorpha; Ochotonidae. The coding region runs from base 379 to 1647 and encodes 422 amino acids. Gene Ontology annotation, cellular component: nucleus; cytosol. The record is from RefSeq and is a predicted model, not a curated record. The transcript has 8 exons. Gene Ontology annotation, biological process: protein dephosphorylation; negative regulation of canonical NF-kappaB signal transduction; positive regulation of canonical NF-kappaB signal transduction. Gene Ontology annotation, molecular function: protein serine/threonine phosphatase activity; magnesium ion binding; manganese ion binding.